Molecule: messenger RNA, 288 nt
Organism: Naegleria lovaniensis
Lineage: Eukaryota; Heterolobosea; Eutetramitea; Acrasida; Naegleriidae
Exons: 3
Coding region: 1-288 (95 amino acids)
Cellular component (GO): EKC/KEOPS complex
Source: RefSeq, a predicted model, not a curated record
AUGACAUCAAACCAACAAGAAGAAGUUUUCGAGUACAAUUGUUCAAUAGGGUUCGGAACAGAUGAAGAGUCUGCCAAUAUCGUGUAUCAAACGAUUAUUGUGGACGAAGAAUUAUCAACAAAGGUCAAACGAAAUGUGAAUUUGCAAUAUGCAUCGGAAGAUAAAAGCCAUAAUUUAAUCAUUAAUUUCAUUUCAUCAGAUGCCAGACAAUUAAGAUCAUCAGUGAAGGGUAUUCUCGAUACCAUCCAUCUAUCCAUUGAAACUCUUGCUAAAUUUGUUGAACAAUAA